Messenger RNA from Brenthis ino (lesser marbled fritillary), 639 nucleotides. Lineage: Eukaryota; Metazoa; Arthropoda; Insecta; Lepidoptera; Nymphalidae. The record is from the annotation of a GenBank genome assembly.
AUGCCUAGAAAACGCAUCAAUCGUUCGCCGCAUGUAGAAAAAAGAACCGACGACGUGGACGACGACGAUUUUCUUUUUGAUGACUCUCAAUCUGGUUCUGGAAAAAGUGGUCAUGAGCCGCAACACAGGAAUGCUGCUAAUGCUCGAGAACGUGCCCGUAUGAGAGUGCUUUCAAAAGCUUUUUGUAGAUUGAAAACCACUUUGCCGUGGGUGCCGGCGGAUACGAAAUUGUCAAAACUCGACACUCUACGGCUGGCGGCCUCGUAUAUAGCGCAUCUACGAGCGCUGCUACACGAGCCGAGAUCUGCGCACACGCCGCCGCAUCCUCUUAACUUGGCUUGGCCGUUUGCAUUUCAACACGGUGGCACUUUAAGUUGUUCAAUUUCUCAAAGAUGGAGUCUAAAUGGACAAAACUCUGAAUCUCCUGUCAACAAUCGAAGUCAAAUUCAACGGGAAAUUCAAAAUGGCGUCAAUUGCAAUGACAAUUACGGGCAGGAGUACUCGGAAAACGAUUACGACGAAAGAAAUUAUGAUGAAAGAAAUGAAGUCAAUAAUGCAAUGCAAUUUUGUAAUUAUGGUUAUAAAGAAAAUUUUUACGAAAUGAGAAAUUAUUCGUCCGAUAGCUUGAUGAAUAAUGUG